UCCUGACAUAAAUUCAAUUCACUUAUUCCAAAAUUUCAAAACGAUUACUACGUUAAGUAAAUUAUUCCAAAUCUCAAAUGAUAAUGUGUGAAUGAGACUAAGUCGAAGUAUUAUGAAACUGUAGAGAUAAAUAAAUUGACCCAUUUGUAUUUUAUUCGUUCAAUUAUCUCAUUACUUUGCGCUGAACUAUUUAAGCCUUUUAGCUUCACUACUAUUUCAGGAAAAACUCUUCAAUUUUUCCUUUCAUAAUAUUGUUCGUGAGAGUGAUAAAUAAUGGCUUUUUAAUAUUCUAUUAUGAUGGCAACAAGACUAGACCAUGGUGCAGGGAAAAGUGUUACGGAAAUUUUGGGUUAUGAAAAUGACUUCAAAGAAAAACACUACCCCUUCAAAGCAAUGCCCAAUAGGGCCAAUGGGUUUAAGAAGUAUUCUAAUAAUUUCAAAAAUUCAAGUGGGUAUGUUUUGACUUCUUCAGAGGAUGAAACUAACAGGAAACAAAAGGGCCUGAAUGGAACCAAGACUUACAACCAUCAUGACACAAGGUCUAAAACCAAACCUGUGAAUGAAUCAUUUGAAUCACCCAGCUUGAUAACAGCUUUUUUGGCACAACUCAGUUUUUACAUUUUGAUGCUAUUGGGUUUUCUCAGUCAAACGCUGUUCCCCCUGAAAAUUGUAAGGGAAAAGAAUAGGGAUGGAUAUCCACCGCUUUUCGACAAGUUUUCUGCAUUUUACUCACGCUAUGUCUACAGAAGAAUUAGGGACUGCUGGAAUUAUCCUAUUUGUAGUGUUCCUGGAAAGGAGGUUGUUUUGAAAGAGAGGUACACUCCUGAUAAUGGUUGGACCUUCAAAUUUACUGGCCGUGAACUGAAGUGUUUAAAUUUAGCGUCAUAUAAUUAUCUAGGUUUCGCUGAGUCUUCUGGUCCUUGUGCUGAAUUAGCUAUUAACUCAAUUUAUAAAUAUGGUGUCUCAACAGGUGGUACAAGACAAAAGUAUGGCACCAGUGAAAUACAUGUGGAGCUUGAAUCACUGCUUUCUCAGUUUUUGGGUACAGAAGAUGCUAUAACUUUUGGAAUGGGGUAUGCCACAAAUGCUUUAAACAUACCCAAGUUGAUCGGACCUGGUUGCUUAGUUAUAAGUGAUGAAAAGAAUCAUGCUUCUCUGAUUGUGGGCUUAAGACUUCCGGGUGCUACAGUGAAAGUCUUCAAACAUAAUGAUGUUAAGCACCUUGAAGAAAUCCUUCAAGAAAGCAUUAUCCAAGGGCAACCUAAUCAACCAAAGGAUCAGCACAGAUCAUGGAGCAAAAUUCUCAUUGUGGUAGAAGGUGUUUACAGUAUGGAAGGAAGUAUUGUGAGAUUGCCAGAAAUCAUAGCUCUUAAAAAAAAGUACAAAGCUUAUCUCUACCUGGAUGAAGCUCACAGCAUUGGUGCCAUGGGACGUCAUGGUAAAGGCGUCAUCGAUUACUUUGAUUGUGAUCCAAAAGAUGUUGACAUUCAAAUGGGUACCUUUACCAAAAGUUUUGGCUCUGCUGGUGGUUACAUAGCAGGUUCAAAGGAUUUAAUAAGUUUCCUUAGGGAACACAGCUAUGCUUCUUGCCAUGCCUGGGCCAUGCCACCACCCGUAGCAGCUCAAAUAGUGGCAGUCUUGAAGAUUUUGAUGGGUAAAGAUGGCUCGAAUGAAGGCCAUAAGAGAAUCGAGGCACUUGCAAGAAAUACACGCUAUUUCAGAAUGAGACUUGAGCAGAUGGGCGUUAUCAUUCAUGGUAAUGAUGACUCGCCAGUUGUUCCUAUUUUGGUCUAUUUGUACUCGAAAAUUGUUAUUAUGGUGAGAACCCUUUACAAAUAUCAGAUAGCCACUGUGGGAGUGGGUUAUCCUGCAACUCCUCUCUAUGAGGGGCGGAUUCGUAUAUGUUUAUCGGCAGCUCACACCAAAGAACAACUAGAUUAUGCUCUGGACAUAAUUGAAAAAGUUGCUGAAGAAGUAGGAUUGAAACAUUCAAGGAAACCAAGGAAUCCGAAUCCCGUUGAAUAUGAUAAAAUCAAAAUUUAUCAAAACUGAUAAAAAAAAAAUUUAUUAACUCAGUAGAGUUGACUUUUUAAUUUGGAAUUAUGCAAGGUAAACAUUAUACAGGGUGAUUGAUGGUUGCUUGCACCUCAGACGUUCAUGGGAAUGCAUGGAAAACAGAAUGUAACAUUUGCCUAAAAAUUUCGUCAGAUACAUUGGUCGCAUCGAUUUGAAAUAAUUUUUGAGAUUCCUUGUUACCGCAUCGUAAUAAUCUCUGAUAUUUCAAUUGGAACAGCUUGUACUUUUUCGUAUCCGUCGGUUCAUAACGAAAUUUCAACAUAAAGGUCAUCAAUAUUCUGAGAUGAACAUCGUGCAUUAUUCCUUCUGUAAUCAAUCACUCUGUAUAUAAUUUUUUUUCCACAAGUGUUCAAUAUUGAUAUUUUUAUAAUGUUGAAAAACUGCACUUCAAUUUUCAAAAAACUUUGUAUUAUAUUUCCUUCAUUCUUUCUCAGAAUGAUACUGUGGUUUUAUAUUUUUGGGACUUUAAUUUUUGUUGAUCUGAGACCAGUAAAUUAUUAGUAUGGAAAUUGAAGAAAUGUUUCAAUUCUACUGGGUUAACAUGAUUUUAUUAACUAAAAAGGGUUCCAACAAACCAGUCUUUUAGAAAUUCUAUAGGUUUAGAUAGUUUCUCAGCUUACCUGAACUCAAACAGUAGUAUUAUGGUAGUUUGUUGAAUCUUACUCAUUUUGAAAUAAUGAAGUCUUGAUGAUAUUCCACCUGAUGAAAAGGUAUAUAAUAUUGAUUCGAAUAUAGUUUUAGUAAACCUUUUUAGAAAAAAUAUACCCCAAAGGAUGUGAUCUUGAGAAAGUGAUCCUUUGGAAUACAUAUCUCUUAAAAACAAAUCUUAUUGUAUAGCUUUCGAAAGGGAUAUUCAUCAAAUCAUCACUUAAAACCAGUAGGUAUUUUAAAUUAUUAUUCGGUAUUCAAGAAGACUCAGAAUUAUACUUUUUAUAUUGGUUCUAGUAAAAUCCUAUAAUUGUAUUUUUACAUUCCUCAAAGGUCACACUGAGUUUUUGCAGUUCCUUUUUUUUUAAAUUGUCAAAAACUUAUUGUUGUGAUGAUAUUUUUCCAGUAUUAUAGUUACGUGUAUGUAAUUUAAGUGUUUUAGUAAGGUUUUUUUCAACCUUCAAAUAUUCAUCUCAGUAACAUUAUUUAUUUACUUAUAUUAAUCUGUUUUUUGUUGUUAUUAUAUUUUUUUAGUAUUUCACUGAGAGAAUCUCAUUCUUAUAUCGAAUAAUUACAUAUGCUUAAGUAACAGAUUAAAAGCACUUGCUAUUUUAAGAUAUAACACUUGGAAUUCAAUGCUAUAAAGUUCAGAAAAAGUCCCAUAUGAGGCAAAUGUAAAUAUUUAGAUGCGAACUGAACGAUAUAUAUGACUAUAUAUUUAUAUAAUCAACACAAUUCUUCGUUUCUAUAAUAUUGUGUUACAGAAUCCUCACGCCAAGUAUUUUGAAAACACCAUAUAUUAUCUUCGAGUUCUGCUUAUCGAUGACACUGAAUAUAUAGUCAUUAUGCAAUUCUGGAGCCUGAUGUAGUGAUUGAGAAAGUAGAUCUACUGCUGAACAUAUCGUCAAUUUUAAUUUCUGGAAUGAAGAUCCCAUUCUGAUGUUUCCUAUAAUUUUUUAUAAUUCAGUAUUCUCAACAUUUUAUUUUGUACUAGAAAUUUUUAGUGAAAAUAUUCUUUAAUGAUUUUGACAUAUUUAUGUUUGUGUGUAUGGAGAAAAUAUUUUUAUAUGUGCUAUUUUAUUUGCCUUUCACAAAUAUGAGUGUCAUUUCAUGAUUCGACUGAUUUCAUUGUAUGUAGCUUUAAGUCAAAAAAAUAUUAGCAUAAGCGGUGAUUGAGUAUAUCUUUAUUUGCAUUGUCUUAUAUAUUAGAUUUGUUUUUACUAUUCGACUGAAAUUGUUUUGUUAUGAGAAAAUACCAUUAUUUAUUGAUAAUCAAGCACAAAUAUUUCCCUUUUUUUAGGCCUCACACCAUCCAUUUGAAAUGCUUUGUUUACUUCAGUGGAAUGAAUGUGAUUAAAUUUAAAAUUAACAUACUCCUUUUCAAGCAAUGUUUUGGCAGGUUAAGGAAUUGUUGAAUUAUUAUUUUUAUCAAUACAUUUUGAGAUCUGGUUACUGAA
Molecule: messenger RNA, 4181 nt
Organism: Harmonia axyridis
Lineage: Eukaryota; Metazoa; Arthropoda; Insecta; Coleoptera; Coccinellidae
Gene: lace
Product: serine palmitoyltransferase 2
Exons: 8
Coding region: 295-2052 (585 amino acids)
Biological process (GO): ceramide biosynthetic process; sphingosine biosynthetic process
Cellular component (GO): serine palmitoyltransferase complex
Molecular function (GO): pyridoxal phosphate binding; serine C-palmitoyltransferase activity
Source: RefSeq, a predicted model, not a curated record